Molecule: messenger RNA, 1077 nt
Organism: Rangifer tarandus platyrhynchus (Svalbard reindeer)
Lineage: Eukaryota; Metazoa; Chordata; Mammalia; Artiodactyla; Cervidae
Source: the annotation of a GenBank genome assembly
AUGCAGAAGACCCCCAGCAGCUACCAUCCAGGCACCGGCAAUGCAAAGCUCUGCUUCCUUGUGGUACGCGGAGCGUGCUUGCUGCACAGGGAACAUCGUUGCUGCACCAGUGAAGGUUCCAUCUGUACAUCUGCCCGGCGUCCAGAGUGCGAGCUGCGGGCCGUUGGCGAGGCUCCACUGUCUUCUCUGCGCCUCUUCCUCCUCGUGCCCUGCUCAGCGAGCUGCUUGGAUGAAACCUGCUUCCAGGACACAGAUGACGAAAGCUCACCUCUCAAGGAGCUGAAGCACCCACGCUUCGGACACGAGCACCUGAGCAGGCUGAGUGUCUCCCCCAGGGGCACCUUGCUGGUCCUGGGGAGAUGGGAGUGGUGGGGUGAUCGUAAAUCAGUGCGCUUAAAUCCAAAUGGAAAGUGGAAAAGACACAAAAUCUGCAAGGACUGUGUUCUCUACAGCCAGGAGGUUAAUGAGGGUGUCCUGGUAGCUGCUCCUGCAGAGCGAGCCGCAUCCGGCCUGCAGGAGAGCGCUGGGCCAGCGAGGAGAGGGGCCCGACGCCGGGCCGUGUCCUGCGCGACCCUCUCAUCUGGGCUGUCCCAGGCAGGGCCAGCGAAGUCCCUCACAGGCCAUGAGCUGGACGUCGCGAGGUCUCAGCUCAGCGUUUGCGGGAGUCCCCUCACCGUCCUCCACAUCUUCCAAGGGCCCGGUGCCUGCAGCCAGGUGGCCUCUGAGGCCGGCUCUGGGGAUGUGGCCACGAUGCCUAAAGACAGCAGCGCCACCACCUGGCCCCCGGAGGGCCCAGCACUCAUGCCCCUUGGGAGCCCACUCUCCAACCACGGCUCGGUCGUCCAGACCAGUCCUGGGCAUCAGGAGGCUGGGGACCGGUCUCACCUGCAGGGAGGGUGGCCAUUCUUGAGGACUGGGCUGGACGACAGCUGGGGGCAGGCUCUCUGUCUGCUGCAGGGUCCCUGGGGGAGGGGAGGAGGAGGGAGGCCCCGGGCAGUCUGCGUGCAGGAGUCCCAGCGACCCCCUUCGGAAAGGCUGGUGGGCUCAGGGCAUGCCUUGUGCCGGUCCAUGGUCUGA